AUUUAUUAUUUUGAAUUGUUACAAACCAUCAAAAACUAACAUGGCAAUCAAGUUUCAAAAAAGCUAUCCCGUUUUAUUCUAUUUUUUUCCAACAUUAACAAUAAUUGCCUUACUCUAUGUUUACAUUCCACAAUAUCAAACGAAGAUUGCUUAUCUGAUUUUUAACGAAACGCAGCAAUUUCAAAUGGAUUAUUUUCUCAACGGGUUUAUCCGCCAAAAUGCUGUGUUACCAAGAGCACAAGAAAGAAAAUCGAAUUGGAGUAUAGGGAUGCCAAACUUUAAAAUAAUUCUGAUGUGGGGAUUAAGAAGCGGUCUAAUAGGAAAUGAACCAUUAAUCAAAGCCGAAUGUCCUAUAACUUCUUGCGAGUUCACACCAGAUGAGUCGAUGAUUAAUAAGAGCGACGUUGUAGUUUUUUACGUCGAAACAUUAACGGAUUUCCCAACAAACCGUCAUCCUCACCAGCGUUUUGUUUUUUUUCAACUCGAGUCACCAAUGAAUUCCAAUAUUCUAAAAAUAAGUGACCACAGGCUACGCUACGGAUAUUUUAAUUGGACCAUGACAUAUCGUUGGGACUCGGAUAUUGUCCAUCGUGGGGAUUAUGGGUUCAUUGUCAAGAAACUAUCUAAUAAUAUUCGUAGACCUUAUGGGAUGAGAUCCAUACAAAUAAAUCGUUGGUUUUCAAAGACCUUUUGGAGGGAGAAUCAAUUCCAAUUGCCGUCAUCAGUUGAGAACAAUCAAAUUGAGAAUACAAUCAAAGGUAAAACCAAAAUGAUUGCUUGGAUUGUUAGUCACUGUUCAACACCAAUACGCCGUGAAGAAUACGUACGAAAACUACGUCAGUAUGUAUCCAUUGAUAUAUUUGGAAGCUGCACUAAUAACAAAUGUGUGCCCAACUGCGACAACAUGUUACGAAGUGAUUACAAAUUUUACUUGUCCUUUGAGAAUUCUUGGUGUCCAGAUUACGUCACAGAAAAGUUCUACAGACCGAUGAUGUUCGACACAGUGCCAAUUGUAAUGGGUGGUGCAAACUACAGCAAAUUCGCGCCACCUAAUUCUUACAUCAAUGCGCGAGAUUUUAAUUCACCUAAAGAGCUUGCUGAUUAUAUUUUACUUUUAAAUAGUACAGACACAAUGUACGCAAAGUACUUUGAAUGGAAAACAGAUUAUGAAAUAAUUUUAUCUGAUAAUUCUGGACUGUGUGACUUGUGCCGGAUGGCUCACGAUAAAACAUUGCCAUCCAAAACGUAUAAUGACAUACAACAUUGGUGGAUAAAUGAGUUAAAAUGUGAAAAUAAUUCGAGAAAAUAUUUUUGACUAGGCCAAAGUAAAUCUAAGAAAGUUUUACAGAGUCUUAUCCUUACAUCUUAAAUUUAAAAAAAAAAAAAAAAUAUAUAUAUGUUAAGACUGAAUUAGAGUUGCAA
Daphnia pulicaria is the source of this 1422-nucleotide messenger RNA. Its product is annotated as alpha-(1,3)-fucosyltransferase C-like. Gene Ontology annotation, cellular component: membrane. Bases 41 to 1315 code for a protein of 424 amino acids. The record is from RefSeq and is a predicted model, not a curated record. The transcript has 2 exons. NCBI's taxonomy places the organism in Eukaryota, Metazoa, Arthropoda, Branchiopoda, Diplostraca, Daphniidae. Gene Ontology annotation, molecular function: alpha-(1->3)-fucosyltransferase activity.